Dracunculus medinensis (Guinea worm) is the source of this 441-nucleotide messenger RNA. NCBI's taxonomy places the organism in Eukaryota, Metazoa, Nematoda, Chromadorea, Rhabditida, Dracunculidae. The record is from the annotation of a GenBank genome assembly.
GGAUUUAUGUUCAAGAAAUUAUACAAAAAAGGAAAACAAUGUGAAGCAGGGUGGCCAUGCUGUCGUCCCAAUUCAAUUUGCAACAAGGAUGGACUCUGCGAAACAGAAAAAGGUUUGAAUGAAAUAGAACUUCAUGGAAAGUUUCCAUGUAAAAAAAGUGCUCUUGAUGCUAUGAAUAAAUUCCGAAUUCAACUUGCUGCCGGAAAUAUUUCGGCCAAAAAUGGAAAUUUUCCAAUGGGAAAAGAAAUUUACAAAUUGAGAUGGAACUGCACUUUACAAGCUUUGGCUCAACAGGUAGCAACAGAGUGCGAAUAUACUUUACCACGUAUGGAUCCAUCGGAUAUUGGUGAAGUCUAUCUGGUCUUAAACAAUUCUUCAAGUAAAUCUGAACAAAAUUUUCAAAAAAAUUGGGAAAUGAUGAAAAGAAUGAAAUGUGCAUAG